GCAUAACGAUGACGAAAGAAUCCAGAAUUUUCAGGAAGGUCUAUCCGAGGGUUGCAAAACAAUUGCGUCAGAAACUUGCGCACUCUUCUCCCAAAAGUUUCAGAUCAAUACUAGUAAAUAAGAUACUGUGACCAUGUUGGUGGCGAGGCUGACAUGUCUGAGGACCCUCCCGCUGGCCGGGCUCCGUCCCGUGCUCUCAAAGGGCUGCUCCGGCCUGAGAACACCCACCCUGAAGACCACUUCCCCUCUGCUUGUGCCACAGCAGGGUUAUUCCUCUAAAGCCAGAUUUGGGUUCCGCCGUGUGAAGACCACCAAGGAACAGCUCAAAGAAGCAGCUUUUGAACCAGCAACAGAUACAGCCAUCAAAAUUGACAGCAUGGGGAGAAUGAUUCUGGCUGGAGGUGCUGCCGUUGGCCUUGGAGCCCUGUGCUACUACGGACUUGGCAUGUCCAAUGAGAUCGGUGCCAUCGAGAAAGCUGUGAUUUGGCCUCAGUACGUGAAGGACAGGAUUCACUCCACCUACAUGUACUUUGCAGGCAGCGUUGGACUGACCGCUCUCUCUGCUGUGGCUGUGAGCAGGACCCCUGCACUCAUGGGUCUGAUGAUGAGAGGAUCCUGGCUGGCAAUCGGAGCAACCUUUGCAGCAAUGAUUGGUGCAGGGAUGCUGGUUAGGUCUAUUUCGUAUGAGCACAGCCCGAUGCCCAAACACCUCGCCUGGAUGCUCCAUGCAGGUGUGAUGGGUGCUGUCAUCGCUCCCCUGACUCUCCUGGGAGGGCCUCUGAUGAUGAGGGCUGCCUGGUACACUGCAGGCAUUGUGGGGGGGCUGUCCACUGUGGCCAUGUGUGCUCCAAGUGAGAAGUUCCUCAACAUGGGAGGGCCUUUGGCUGUUGGCUUCGGAGUGGUGUUUGCCUCCUCUAUUGGCUCCAUGUUUCUGCCGCCCUCCUCGGCAUUCGGCGCAGGGCUGUACUCUGUCGCCGUGUACGGCGGUCUGGUUCUAUUCAGCAUGUUCCUCCUGUACGACACGCAGAAGGUUAUCAAGAAGGCCGAGACCUAUCCACUCUACGGUGUGCAGAAAUUUGACCCAAUUAAUGCGUGUAUGGGGAUUUACAUGGACACACUGAACAUUUUCAUGAGGCUGGUGAUGAUUCUGUCCAAUGGCGGCGCAGGCAGAAGGAAGUAAACAUCAGGAUGAGAUCUGGCGCAGUUCUUCAUUCCACAGAGCUGAAAAAAAAGUCCUGUUUAUUCCCAUCAACGUACAUAGAGCGUUAUCUUUUUUCCAGACAAGACUAAUGCAACUGGUAGAAGUUUGAACGGGAAUGUUUUGCAUGUGCAGAAAGUUGAGGGUUGCGCUUUGAUGAUGCCAGUCUAACCUAAGAAGACUACACUGAUAACACACUGAGAGGGAGCUUUCAGAACAUUUUUGAGGUUUGUCGUCCAUCCUGAGGGGGCGUCACAUAGUCUGUCAUUGUCCAGUUACCUGCGUCAGAUCCCGUUUGUAUAAUUAUUGUUUUCUAUUUAUUUUUUCUGGAAAAAAAGUUCAAAAUUAGAUUUACAGAAACUCACCAUACGUACACCAACUGCUGAAUGCUCUUCAUUCACAGAACAAACAAAGCUGUAUUUACCUGCUUCAAUUCAGUUAUUUUACUUAUGUAUCGGGAUGAAGAUCUGACGAAUGAUAAAUAUAUUUCUGUAUAUUUCCAUAUAAUGCAGUAAUUCAAACAAAGGAAUCAAUCAAUAAAUGAGGAGAAAGUUGAAGGUUUUUUUUUUGUGUGUCCUAAUUUAAGUUGUACACAUGGUUAACUGACAUGAUGCUUCAUGCAGACUUUAUCACCAAAAAUUCUCUGCCUCUCAACAGUCAAAUGUUACAAAAUGCUGCUGUAUUGCACAAGCUCUGUCAGAUGAGAAAUAAAGGUGUUUGUAAAUAUG
Menidia menidia (Atlantic silverside) is the source of this 1926-nucleotide messenger RNA. The record is from the annotation of a GenBank genome assembly. NCBI's taxonomy places the organism in Eukaryota, Metazoa, Chordata, Actinopteri, Atheriniformes, Atherinopsidae.